Messenger RNA from Pyrenophora tritici-repentis Pt-1C-BFP, 1044 nucleotides. RefSeq names its product ADP,ATP carrier protein. Lineage: Eukaryota; Fungi; Ascomycota; Dothideomycetes; Pleosporales; Pleosporaceae. Gene Ontology annotation, molecular function: nucleotide transmembrane transporter activity. Gene Ontology annotation, biological process: adenine nucleotide transport; transmembrane transport. The record is from RefSeq and is a predicted model, not a curated record.
AUGUCAACUCCUCCCGAUAAGUCGCAAUCGCAGUCGCAACCAGCCGCUAUCAUGAGCGACGAGCCUGGACAGGGCGUCAAACCUCUCGGCACCCCCGACAUCACCAGCAUGCAGCGUAUUCGACAAGUCUUCGCACAGCCCGUCCUCGCUUCCUUUGUUGCUGGUGGUGUAGCGGGUGCAGUCUCCCGAACCGUCGUCUCACCUCUGGAGCGCCUCAAGAUUCUCUUCCAGAUCCAAAGCGUUGGACGUGAAGAAUACAAAAUGUCCGUCCCCAAGGCGCUGGCAAAGAUGUGGAGGGAGGAAGGUUGGAGGGGCUUCAUGGCUGGUAACGGCACCAAUUGCAUUCGCAUUGUCCCAUACUCUGCCGUCCAAUUCAGUGCCUACAACGUCUACAAGCGGUUCUUCGAGGCUGAGCCCGGUGGUCCUCUCGACGCAUACCAGCGACUUCUUUGCGGAGGUCUCGCCGGCAUUACAUCUGUCACAUUCACAUACCCCCUGGAUAUCGUCCGCACGCGCCUGUCAAUUCAAUCGGCAUCAUUCGCUAGCCUCAAGAAGGAGGCUGGCCAAAAGCUCCCCGGCAUGUGGGCACUUCUCGUCACCAUGUACAAGACCGAGGGUGGCAUCCCCGCCUUGUACCGCGGCAUUCUCCCCACCGUCGCCGGCGUGGCGCCUUACGUCGGCCUCAACUUCAUGGUCUACGAAAUUGCCCGCACAAAAUUCACUCGAGAAGGCCACAAAGACCCCGGGGCCAUCGGCAAGCUAGCCGCAGGUGCAGUCUCGGGCGCUGUAGCCCAAACAAUCACCUACCCCUUCGACGUCCUCCGUCGCCGCUUCCAAAUCAAUACCAUGAGCGGCAUGGGCUACCAGUAUGCGGGAAUCGGUGAUGCAAUCAAGCAGAUUGUCAAGACUGAAGGGUUCCGCGGCCUCUACAAGGGUAUUGUCCCUAACCUCCUCAAGGUGGCACCGAGCAUGGCAAGCAGUUGGCUCAGCUUUGAGAUGACGAGGGACUUGCUCAUGGGCAAGUUGAAUUCGGGCUUUCUUUAA